This is a messenger RNA of Xyrichtys novacula (pearly razorfish), 16906 nucleotides long. The record is from the annotation of a GenBank genome assembly. NCBI's taxonomy places the organism in Eukaryota, Metazoa, Chordata, Actinopteri, Labriformes, Labridae.
GUUCUAGUUAAAGUACUCCAGAUUAUCUUUUUAAUGAUGUUUUUGGUAAAGUAUCUUGUGAGUUUUACAGCCCACUCUACGCAUGUAACAGAUCAUGUCUUUUUUUUUUUUUUUUUUUCAGUAGGUCACAUCCUCCUCAGUAUAAAGCUGAGUUUAUCAUUAAGGUGCCUCACUCUCUAGUCAUGCGCUGUGGUCAUGAUGUGGUUACUGCUUCUCCUCUUCACGGCUCUCAUUGAGCCGGGCAACCCGCAAGGCAAGUAACCCCCAGAUUUUCUACUCAUUCAACAGUAAGGGGAAGUUUGAGUUCAGAUUUUUUUUAUUUUUUAAUCAGAGAUGUUGCUGUUUUAGGAGAUUAGCAAACACAGGUGUUGCAGAUUAUUGCAUCUGUUUUGUAUCAAGUGAUACUUUUGUCAUUUUCUUCAAUUUAAAUCUUCGCUGAUGGAUAAACUGAAGGGAGUUGUUGCCAUGUAACUGCAGCAACACAGAAAAAAACAAGAUCCAGUUUUUUAGUUUACCCGUAUUACUCAUAAAAGGUGAAGGAGAAAUUUGCAGGUAUGUCUUUAAUCGUGAAUGGAUGCCUGUAUCCAUGGUAACAAAUAAGGACCUCUUCUGAGUCCUCACCUGGACCUCGCAAAGAGAUACACUUUAACAGUGAUUAUCAAAGUCUUAAAAUACAUUUGAAUACAUUCUCCACUUUCUCUGUGACAACAUUUCCUCAUUGUUAAGACUUCAUUUAGGCUAAAAUUUACGAACAGUGCAAGCAUAAAUCUGUGUGGCAUUUCUUUACUCACUCAGCAAAAGGCUUUCUCCUCACUGCUCUGCUAUUUCAUCAGUUUAUUCUUGUUUUAUUGGGUUUUUUUUUUUAAUGGUUUGUGUUUCCAUUGUUUUAACCGCUUGCAUUUUCCCAUCUGCUUGUAAAACACCUUGUUACUACGAUUUUAAUUGGUGCCCUAUAAAUAGAGUAACUAUUUUUAUGACAUGCUGGAAAACUAAUUUAAUUGGUGAUAUUUUAAAAAACUAUAAUACUAGAUUCAUUUUUUGGUUAAAAACAUCUCAUGGUAUGUCUAAAAUGUUUUUACAGUAUAUUAAACUCAGGAGUUGCAAUGACUGUCAAGGUUGUCUGUUUCAAAUUGUUCUUGAGUUAUUCUGUGCCUGUCUCAUGAGGUUUCUCGUGAUGUGACCUGUUGCUAAAAAAUGUGUUUUCUGCUUCAAGUAUCUGCUGUAAGAUUGUAAAUGAAACUGAGCUGACUCCAUCAUAUUUACUGUUGAAAUGUUGAUGAAUAUGUAUUGUCCUAAGUAGAUGAGCUUAGUAAACUUUACAAUGAUGGGGCUUUUGAAGAGACUGGUUGGCAGCGUAGGAAAUGAGGAGGAGAAAGUGGGGCUUGUAGUGUGACGAGUGGUCAGCAUGUUAGAAUCAAACCCGGUCUGGCCGCUUCAAAGACUAUAGCCACCACCGCACACGUGUGCAUGGCUCAUCCGUUCCCUCUCAAUCUAUUCCCAAAUUUGGCCUCCAAGCAAAAUUCCAUAGUUUUGUAAAAAGUGUCUCUUGUUUUUAUUUUUAUUUUUUGCCUUUUGAUAAAGUUUAAUUUUUGAGCUUUAAUGCCUUUAUUGAGCAGACCGAGGAGUAGAUAGAGUAAAAAAACAUUGAUGAAUUUUCACAGAGUGGGAUCAAACCCUAGCUUAAGACUCUAUUGAAAUGUGUUUAAUAAUUAUUAAUAAAAAACAGAAUAAAAAAUUCAACACUAAGUAAACAAACACAAGUUUUGCAUGUUGUUGAUACAGGCGUGCCAGAAAAUAAAUGCAUGUUUUGCUUUUACUUGUCCAAAUGGAGAGGAGUCCUCAGGAUGUUUUUUUUACUACUUUUUUCACCACUGUUUCUAGUUAACCCAUAACUUAGAUUUUCAAAAGAUCACAGCAACCACCCCCAACUCAAAGCUGUUUGGUCUUGGAGGUCCAAAAAACCCCUUUUCUGCAUCUGGCUUGAUUAUGUAAACCCAGAAGUUAAGUUGUAACCACAGCAUUAUUAGUUCUACAAUGACAAACUUUGGUGAAGAGUCCAGGACUCUUGAACAUAAGUGAAAAUAGUCAAAUAAAAUGAGUGGUAAUAAAAAAAAAAAAAAGUGAAAGAGUAAAUAAAGAUACUAGUGCUUGCUGCCUCCAGAAGUUGAAAUUAUUACAGAAAUACAGAAAGACAAUAAGAUGAACGCCAGCUGGAUAAAAUCGCCUGAGUAAUCAUUACGUUACACAGCCUCACUGAUACGAACCCUGCCCUUCUGAGGUCAAAAUCUGCCACUGUUUGAUUUUUUUCUUUUUUUUAAAAACACUCAUAUAAACUGUUAAAAUAGAAAAACCGUCUAAAUUAAGUAACUAUAGUACCAUCCUUUUUGUGCAUUGAACUUAAAAUAGUUAUUUUUGACAAAGUUGUGCAUUUCUAUUAACUUUAUAUUUAACUUCUAUUUUGUUUAUAGCCAUAUGUCAAAGGUUUGGGCAUACCUAUGAAAAUAUGUGGUGUAAAAUAUCUGAAGAGCUGGUCUUCGCUCUUGACCCAGAAAAUAUUUGUUACAAUAUUUGCUAUAAAAUUAAAUAAUUCUCACUGGGGAAAAAGGAGGGAAUAUUCUGAUAUGACUGAAAUCUGUAGGGAUAAAAAGGUUAAUCCAACAUACAGUGUGAUUGUUCAUUUACUUUUAUUUAUUUCUCGGUUAUUUUAAAUUGACAUGAUUGAAUAUGAUGGCAAAUUACACUAAAAGUUUUAUCUUAUUGAAAAAGUGUGGGCCAUCCGACCAAGACAAUACAAAGGUACAACCGGGGAUUUCUUUGUUGGUGGCAACACAUUAACAUUCUCUAAAAUACUUUGCCAUGUAAAAUAAAGAUCUUUUGAUUCCUGACAAAUUAUUCAGUGUGCAGUGGGAUUUUUUUUUUCUAUGAUCCAGGUUUUCUCAAGAAAUUAGGGCCAAAUCAAACGUUUUCAAAAAGUUCCUGUAUGUGAUAAAUACACAGAGCCCCUACCACCACACUUUAAAAGCUGCUUGUUUUCUUUUAUUUUGACUCUAAUGUUUCAUAUUAGGGAAAAAAAAACAUGAAUGGAUAAAUGAACAGAAAAGAAACAGUUUGCAAAGUGUUUUUAAUCAGCCUCCUUUUGUGUGAGCAGAAAAAGUAAAACAUCUGAUUCUGACGGGUGGCAACCAGCCGUGUGAAGGCCAUGUUCAAGUCUACUAUGAGAACGUCUGGGGCUAUGUGGGGGACACGGAUUGGGACAAGCACACAGAGGAGGUGGUGUGCAGGAGCACCCACUGUGGCACACCCGUGAAGGACUCCAAAGAUGAUGUGUUUCGGCCCAUUGACAGCAAAGUGUGGCUCAAUGAAGUACGCUGCAGAGGAAACGAGAGCAACCUAUGGGAGUGUAGAAAUCCAGGCUGGGGCAUCAGCCAGUACAGAGCGGACACAGUGAAAAGUGUUAAAUGCUCACGUAAGGAGUAGUCUCUUUUUUUAGUUAGUUGUGUCAAGAUAAAGAUAAGAUCUACUUUAAACACCUAAAUUUUUUUUUACCCUUAUAUACAGAAGAUAUUUUUUUCUAUCAUUGGUUUUAUUUAAAUAUGUAUUCCUUGUUUUGUUCUUCUAGGAAAUGUCAAGAUAAAACUGGACGGGUACAAAUGUGCAGGAGCUGUAACAUUUGAAACAGACGAGAAGCCACGGGGCUAUAUCUGCAAUGGCAACUGGAGUAAGGAUUAGCGUCAUGCAUUCAGUACAUCUCAAAAGAUCAUGUCUUUCUAAAAGCCAGCAGUGUGUGAGUAAAGAUAAUCAUCAAACACAUUGAUGUAGUGUCAUUUAGAGAGUGAGAAAUGUGUUUUUCUUUAAAUUUGUUGAUGGCAACAUCGACCCAGAAAGAUUACCAAAAACUCAAAUCUUACUCAGUGUUUCUUCCUUAUUUCCAGUAAAAAGUGUUAUAUUAGGCUUAAUUUGAGCAACAUUACUGAAUAAGUCCAGAAAAAUUUAUUCUUCAAGAUAUUACACGGCAAUAUAAAUAACUAAUAUAACACAGAACAACAAACUAGCAAAGGUCAUGAGGUUUUGUCUUUAUUGAAUGGCAAAAACAGAUUUUCUUUUAAAUAAAAAAAAAAUAUAUAUGAUUUGUUUUUCUUAACUUGCAUAAAUCUUGUCUUAAUCCAGCAUCAGCCCUGACAUUACUAUGGGUAUCAGUACUUAAUGAGUAAUUACAUUAAAGACAUAAUGAUGAUUAUUUGUAUACUGUGUGUUUGAUUCCUCCAUCACUAAGGUGAAGAUGAAGCCAACCUGCUGUGCCAAAAUCUCAAGUGUGGUCAAUCCAAAGAGAUCCCCAAACACCCCUGGUUUGGGUGGAAGGAUUUCCAAAAGUCAGAGAAGAUGGGGAUCAAGUGUUUCGACACUCCGAAUUUAAAAAAUCUGUGGCAGUGUGCAGGCCAGAAAUCAGAUUCGUGCCCUGGCCCUGCUUCAGUUAUAUGCACCGGUAACACACAUACACUCUCUCUUACGCACUAACACACACAAAUACAUGCCAAUGGUUUACUCUUGAGUUGUAACAUAUUGUUGAACAGGUUUCAGGAGAGUGCAGCUCAGAGGCAGUGGAUCAAAUGUGUGCUCUGGGCGUCUGGAAAGAGAGGAAAAAGGAAGCUGGAUCCCAAUGAAAAACAAACCAACCAAACCUGAAGUUUGGUGCGAUCAAAUGAAAUGUGGUGCGUCUGGUGUCACGAGUGUUGAUGGGGACAAAAUAAAUUUGACAUGCUCAGGUAAUUUAGAGAUUUUUUUCUUUUCUUUUCUUUUUGUAAUGAUGUUGCAAAAUGUCAAAUGGGUUAGGUUAGUGCAGCUAACAAUAGCAGAGCUAGUACCGCAUGCCUAACACGAUAUAGACCUUUGCCUUAGUUAUUACAGUUUGAAGCCUACAGCAUUACAAUGGUUCAAAUCCUUUUGUAGCUUCCAAACCGGAGUGUGAUAUCAGAGGGAAUUGGAAGCUCUAUGAAUGAAGUCCACUGUUGUGUCUAAUAGAAAACAGCCAUUUUCAAUAGUAAUUUAUUUUUGCCUUGUACAUGGUUUGCUAAAAAUAUUUGACUACUUUAUUUGUUGCAUCUUUAACAUUUCUUUUAUAACUCCCAGACAAAGUCAAAGUGGUGUUAAAGGAUGGAAACAGCAAAAGCGAGUGUUAUGGUGCUGUUCAUUUUGAAGUGAACGGUACCACUCAUCCUGUGUGUGCUGCCCACUGGACUGACAAAGAAGCUAAGAUAGUUUGCCAGGAGACAAACUGCGGAAAGGUGAGUUUUCAGGGUCGGGUUUCAGUAACACUGAAAAUAAUUUUUUUCUUGUAUUAGGCUUCUGUGAGGGAAUAUUUUUCUGUUGUUGUUGGUUUUGUCUCAUAUUUGUGAAUUUGUUACAUACCUUUGUUCUAAGACUGCGCUGAUGAAAUAGUUUGGCAAUCAGGUAUAUUAUCGAUUAUUGUGAAAAUUGAUUGAUUUCCCUAUCCUAGUAUUAAUAAAAGAUGAUCCUAUCUGGUCUUAUUUCUAGACCUUAAAAUUAACCUUUUAAGUUUAAUAGAUUAACUAAUGCACAUUACUCAAAAUACAUUAUUAAAGUAGAUCCUGAAGAUAGAGAGGGUAAAUGCUCAUAAUUUAUAAGUUCAUACCUGGUCACCCCGACCUAUGUCAGUACUCCUGUUGAGCCACCCUGGUCAAGAAAAGUGGGCACACCCCUGCAUGGCAGCACACAUGAAUCAGUGAAUCACUGUUUGGGAUUCAGCACACAUGAAUCCCAAACAGUGUGUUGUAUAGUCUGGAUUCAAAGGACGACUCCAAUGAAAUGUCCACGCUCUGCUCUACUCAACACCUCCUGUUAGGUAUGCCUGACUUUAUAUGCAGAUGAUGAGACCUCCUUUCUUCCAGAUGAUUGAGCAAAGACUAAGUCAAAAACGUGGGAGUGGGAUAAUGGACUAUGUGAGGUGCUCAGGCAGCGAGUCCUCAUUGUGGCACUGUUUGGCCAAGCGUGAUAACGAGGAUUUUAAGUGUGAAUCUCAAGCCUACGUGGUUUGUUCAGGUGAGAAAUGGCAGAAAUCUGAGAAAUCUGACCAUCAUCAUCCAUUCUUAUGACAUGAAAUAAUGUGGCACUGUCAAGCCAAGGAAUGGUGGCCACAAUGUGACGGCUCUGUCAUGUUAUUUUCUGAUACAAAGUCUACGAACAAUUAAUUUACUCACAGUAUAUGUAAAGUAUUUUCUGUAUGCGUCUUAUUUGAAAAGUCCCUCGCUGUUUCCUCUGUGCCAUGGUACAGAUAGCAUAACGGCAAGACUGGUGGACGGUCCAGGAAUCUGUGCAGGCCGAGUGGAGAUACAACAUCAGGGCAAGUGGAGAAGGGUUGGUAAAACUUCAUGGACCGAUGCCAACUCCGACACUGUCUGCAGACAACUAGGCUGUGGAAACAAGAGAAAAAGCAGCACUUCUGCAGAGAAAUUCAGCCAGGGUUCAGGUGAAUUCCUGUCUCUGACUGUUCAAUGUGGACCAAACAAUGACCACAUAUCUGAGUGCAAAAUCAGUGCCAAAUCCAGAACCCCUGGAGAGAAUGAAGCAGUUGGUAUAACCUGUGAGGGUGAGUGUCAUUUUCAUUUUUGUGUUGCAUCUUUUGUCCUUCAUUUUCUACUCUGCUGCUGUCCCCAGCUCAAUCCUGUCAGAAAAGAAAUACUCAGUUGCACUUGACCAGUCAACCACCUAAAUUACUUACAAGACAAUGGUCCAGUCGCUGUGAACAACAUGGCUAGUACAUGAGGAGGGCACUGACCAUGACUCUGACACACAGCUCAAUGCCCUGGCUAAGCAUUUAUCUUUGGGCUGUCAGUGCCCAGACACUAGUAGUCCCGACAAUAAUAGUCUUUGAGAAUAUAUGAUGUAUUUAUGUCAUGUCAAAGCAUAAUAUGGUAAUGUUGGGACUUCAUAGUGGUGGUCCUCAACGCCGAUUGCCACAUAUCAUAAAAUGGAGGACAGAUGAAGGAGUAGCAAACUGCUAGUGAGCUGACUGAAGCAGCCCUCUGGUAGAUGAUUAGACACUUUUAAAGUUGAUGUUCAAAAUGUUUUGUAAAUUCAACAACAAUAUUAGAAUUUAUGCCUCUUCAGGUUACUAAUCAACUUAGCUUAGCUUUCUUACAAGCAUUGCAAUCUGCUGACGCACACGUUUGUUCCACGAUCAUCCUCUCUAUUUCUCCUCUAUGCAGAGUAUGGCCUGCAUAGUGGGGCUCCGGGAGCGGAGCUUGGAUUUGCUACAUAGGAAAUCUCACUGUGCCUGAACCUGCUGUUUUGGUCUGCCAGAGAUUCACAGCAAUUUGAAUGCAGAAAUACUCAGAAAUGCAGUUUUGCACUUUUUUUUUAAUUUGUCAUGUAGCAUCAGAAAAAAGCCAUAUGAACAUAUAAAAAACAAGAAAAACAUGAUUUUCAUCAGAGUGGGUCUUGAAGAGCAAACAAGUUUUAAUAACAUGAAAAAUCUAAAGAGUUUCUUGCUUUUUUUUUUUUUUUUUGAAGUACUAAGCUCAACUUUUAUCUCUUUUUCAUAUUCACUCCCUGGCAGAUCACAAAGUGGUAUUUCUGGAUGGAGAAAAAUCCUGCUCCGGAAUGGUGGCGAUUGAGCAUGACGAUGAAAUGUAUUGGCUCUCAGGGUCUGACAAAACAUGGAACGAAAAACUUGCAAACACAGUUUGUCAGCAGAUGAACUGUGGAGAAUUCUCUAACUUUAACUUCACCUCAAAUGCUGAACUGAAAAAGAAAAUUUGGGAGGACUCGUAUGACUGCCUGUCGAACUCUACAUCGUUAUUUGAUUGUAAAAACACGACACGGCCAUCAGACCACAAUGAUACUGUUGCUUUUGUGACAUGCUCAGGUAAUGUGACACAAUGGCAAACAUGUAAAACAUUGUCUUGUGUUUUGCCUGGAUGUUGAUUAUAUGAUCUGACACGUAUGAAAAUAAUAAUUACCUUUUUUUGGAUGCCACAACAGGACGGCUCACAGUGGACCUAACAGAGGAUUGUUGGGGCUAUGUCAACAUCUGUAAGGGAGAGGAGUGUGGAGGUGUUUGUACCGACACCUGGAUGGAUGAGAAGUCGGAUAAGCUGUGUCAGAACCUGAACUGUGGCCGAGCAAUUCACAAAGCCGAAAACUGGCCUCAAAAAAGCUUUAGAGUGAUGUACAAGAGUAUGCACAGCACGAAGCAGACAACUGACAUGAGCCAGUGCAACUUUGUCAAAAACGCUGAAAAAGACAGCACCUGUCAAAAGGCGGCUUUUAUUGUUUGCUCAGGUAACAGAUCCCAUUCAAAUAGCCAUAUUUACAAAAAGUAAUAUGAAAAUAUUUGUGGCUCCUGCUUGUAUAAGUUCUAGUGAUAUAAAAGUGUGUUAACAAAGCUUUUAGUAUUUCUUAAUAUUUAUAGUUUUUAAUGACAAUAAUUAAAACACACAGCAAGGCAGUUUAUCAUAAUGGGUCAGUUCCUGUCUUAAAAUACUUAUUUAGGUUACUGCUGUUACUUCUUAUGUGUUUUUCAAUUAUAAUGUAUUCUGUCUUAGAAUUAAAAUGUAUUUUGAUCAUUUUAAAACCCAUUUAAAGACAAAAACCCUGACAUAAAACAUUGUUUACUAUACAGCUGAUUAAAAGUGACUAUAAGUGGCCAAGAAACAACUUUAUCACCACUUCAUCUCAUAUCAUAACGACUUAAUUCUGGUAAUAUUUUGACUUAACGCAAUGUAUGGCUUGAUUUUCUUCGCACUUUAGUGACAAAAUGUCUUUGCUGGAACUUUAUUCUUGUGAAAAAAAAUGUGGAAAAAAAUUCAAUCAUAAAAAAGUUCUUUAUCUUGGAAAAAAAUAAUUCUAUUACAGUAGGCCCCCUUUUUAAUGGUACAUAACAAUAAAACAAAAAGCACAGCCCAGAUCUACGCUUUUCAUUUUGAGCUAUAAUUUUUAUGGGAUUUGCAGCUGUAUCAUAAAAUUGAUGAAUAACUUACUGUGCAACGUGUAUUCAAGAAAAAAAAAAAAACAAUGAGUAUUUUAAUUUUUUUGUUUGACCCAUGUUUCAUCUUUGAUAAUGGAGGAGGUGAGCUUUAUGACCCUUUUCUGAGCUAGCCCCCAGCUGUAAAAGAGCUGUAAAAGUUCAGGUCCAGUUCAAGAUUAAGUUGUUUGUCCGCGUUUAAAAGGUUAUUGUAAGAAUUGUGUUCUUGGACUCGGACAGCAUUGAAACCUGCCUGCGCUGUACGAAUUUAUCAUCAUUAUUAUUAUUAUUUUUGGCAACCUUUAAGCAAGUGACCAAGACACUAAAAAUCUUUUUUUCAUUAGAAUAAAAUCAUGAGAAAAUAUAUUUCUCUUGAGAUUAAAGUCUUACCAUUUUAACAAUUUAGAUAUAAAAAUAAAGUUUUUGCAAAGUCAUAAUAUCACAAGAAUAAAGUUGUCCUGUUAUGCAUUAUAAAAAGAAAAAAACAAAAACAACCAAAAAACAAAACAUUUAUGUUUUAGCAACUCCAUAAGAUGUGUCCUGUUUCACAUUAUUUUGCUCCUAAUACAGUUAAAAUCACUGCACAGCUCUGACUAUGAGACUGAUAACGUAACGUAACGAUUCUUUUCCGGGUAUUAAGUUAACCUGAUUGCUCUUUAUGUCCGUUUCAUUAUAUUUUUGCAGAUAGUGUGAAGACCCAAAUCACUGCCACCAGAGACAAAUGCUCAGGGAAUGUGGGGGUGUUUUAUGAAGGCCUAUAUCUCCCAGUGUGUGAGGAGGCUCUCAAAGACGAGAAAACUAAAGAUCUCAUCUGCAGGGAGGAGGGCUGUGGCCACGCUGUCAGCCUGAUCAAAUAUUUUGGACCCAAACCUAAGUCACUUGGCAUUCAACAGAUACAGUGUGACGAUGACAAGAAGCCACUGAGAGAGUGCCGCAUCACUUCUGGCACAACCCCCUGCACCUUUGUUGGCCUCCAGUGCUCACGUAUGUGAACUUAUUUUAUCUGAAAUUGAAAAACUAGAGGAACUAGAAAUGUAUUCUAAUAAAGGGAAAUUUCAUAAAAAUUUUCUUUUUUUAUCGUAAACUGUUAUGGUCAGCAGAGUAGGAAACUAAUCUGCUCAACAUGGAGUAUGUGUGUUUUAUAUUUGCUAAUCUCUCUCUGUCUCUGCUCCCGUGGCUUAUCUCAGGCCACAGGACGAUGGAGCUCAAACUUCAAACCCCCUGCAGUGGAGCUUUGGUUGUCUACUCAGAGGGGGAAAGAAGAGCCGUCUCGUCUGAGGGCUGGACAGAAACCGAGGGGAGGAUUCUUUGUCACGAUCUGAAGUGUGGCGGCUUCAGCUCCAACAGGUCAAUUGAACCUAUAUUAGAAAAUUUCUGGAACUCGAGCUUCAGCUGUGCAGGUGUGAACAAUCCACAAAGCAUCUGGAACUGUGAAAAUCAAACUGUGCUCCCAAAGGAAAAGCAGCUCUAUAUUGAAUGUGAAGGUAAAUUUUUCUGCUUCAGGAGUGAACUUUCAAUGCUGAAAGAGACAAAUUAACAGUAGCGUGACAUCUAGAUGGAAAAAAACAUGCAAUGUCCAGUAUUUAGCCUUGAAGAAAAUAAGAUUUACUUCAAUGACAUCAAUAUAAUUUUUGUUUUGUUAUUUUCCUUCCCAGAGGAGCCAAAUGUCACCCUUUCUAAAAAAUGCUAUGGUGAGGUAAAGAUUAACAACAUCCAUGUAUGCAACACUCACUGGGAUAUGGACUAUUCACACUUGGUUUGCCAAGAAAUGGGUUGCAGCAACGCCAUUGGUAGCUUCAGCAGUCAAGCUCCCAAUCCAGACAAGCAGUACCAUCAUGUCAAGUGUGAGAAGUACCACUCCAAACUUGGACAAUGCAAAAGAUUCAUGGCAAAAUGUGAGGGGAGUCUGGUGUCAGUCUCCUGUGUCGGUAAGUAGAUGUGCAUUUUGUUCACCUCCACCAAAAAUCUUUAUUCACCGCUUUAUUUGAAACAUGUCUGGGGUUGAAUUGUGAAAACAGAGUGGUCAGCACUUGUGUGGAUCACAUUUUAAUAUUAUAACAUCAUAAUAGUGAUGUGAGAAAAGUUUUUUACACAAAAGGUCUAAUUUCUUUCAUUUGCUUGAAUACCUUGAGAUGUAUUUCUCCUUUGUCUCACAUUCAUGCUGAGUGAGAUCAUCAUCCCCUACCUCCUGUUCUGCAUUUAACAAACAGCAUUGAGGAUAUUCUUCUUUAUCAUCUAUCUAAAACAAAAGAAUAUUAAAUAGUUCCCUUAAAACAUUGUUAAAAACGUUGAAAUUAUAAUGUUUUUCUUUGUUGUUUAUUACAGGAAAUGUGAAGUUCAACACUAUGGAAAAAUGUGGCGGUCAAGUUCAGGUCGAUUACGGAAACAAGUGGGAAAAUGUGUGCACUAAAGCACCAAUGUUGUCCAAACAUAGAAAGCAACUGUGUGAAAAGCUGGAGUGUCAGCAACAAAAUACGAGCAUGUAUGACCCUGCCAACAAAGUGGUAAAUAUGACAUAUUAUUUCACCCUCUAGCAAAUUCUUUCAUAUUUUGAUGUAUAGCUGCAUUUUUUAAAAUUGUUUUCUGUCUAACUUAAGGCCAGUUCAGUAAUCUUGAUGAGUUGCACCGACGCUCAUGAGGACAUCAAGUACUGUAUAAGCCAAGGGUCUUGUGGGGAACUCAAACCAGCUGAGGUCUACUGUGAUGGUAAUCAAAACCACCUAUCGGUGAUCUGUAUUUUAGGCUGUGUUAACUUUUGCCACUGAUCACAGUCAGAGAGCACAGGGGGCACACCCGGAAGAACUAAACUUGAUAGAAAGUCAUACGUUUUUUUUUUUUCUUACACCAAAGAGAUUGUAAGUUUUUACACCUAUGCUGAUGUUUUUUACGUAGUCUUUUUCUCUCCUCUAAUGCUGCUCCUGGUCCCCAAUAUUGGCCACCAUAGCUCAUCACCUAAACCUCACCUCUGCUCUCUCUUUAUACAUUUAAUGUGGAUGAUAAAACUAUCCUUCUGUGUAAAAUUCAGUUUUCUUUGAUGUUGUCAUUUUUGUGUAGUUUAACUCCAUUGCAGAAAUGCAUCACUGCGGAGGCAGACAUCUGCACUGAGUUAAAGGUGGUUUCUUGUUUAAUGUAUUUGAAUUUGAUUUUAGGGUGACCCUCUGUAUUCAAGCGGAGAAUACAGGUUUUAAAACCAACACUGAUGGAAACUUUUGUUGAUUUUAAACGGGAAAUACUUUUGAGUGGUAGAGUAUGUUGCUUUUAUUUCAAGAUUAGCCAACUCGCUGGUUUCUGCUAAUGAUGCAUCUUCAUUUUCCCUCCUUUUUUAUGUCAUGAGGAAACCGACAUAGAGCAAUCACAGCCUCUUGAUAUGGAUCAGUCAUUUGACAGUAUUACGCUAUGCUGGUUUUUAGCAUAAUAUCAAUAUAAAUCAUUUGAAAAGAGAUGAUUAUUAUGAAUACCCACUGCCUAUAAAGCAACAGCCCUGGUAUCAACCUGCAGUUCACUUGUCUGACUUCAAGUGAACACAAACAACAUUGUUGUACUUUUUUCCCUUAUUUUAGGAUAUUCUGACAAUCCUGAAGAAAAGCCGACCUCCAUGGUGCCUCUAAUCCUGGGAAUCGCAUUUCUUUUGCUUGUUGUGCUCGUACUCAUUGUAGUGAUAGGAGUCUGGGUUGUCCGUAAAUCCAGAAGGGCUGCCAAUGCCAAGUGUGAGUAUUUCAUUCUGUAAACCCUUUUAUUUUACUAGUUGUUGCUGCUUCAGUUGCAUUAAGAUCUUUAAGAAGUGCACCAUUUCAACAGUUUCAACAGUUUUAAGUGCAAACAAAAAAGGGUGCACUUGGGACUCUCUCCCACAAGACGCCAGUGUUCCUGCAUGUUGAAUUCAAUCAGCUUACUGUAGAAAACCAUCUAAACCUCUUACUUCCCAGGGUUUAAUUAUGUAAAGAUACACAGAGAUGCCAAAACUAAUGCCAAGGCUGCUUGAGAAACCCAUGCAGUGUUUAAUAAGAAAAAAAUGGGAAAAAAAUCAAACCUAAUCACAGUAUCAGGCCCAGAAAAAGAAAGUUUAAAGAGACUGAUCCAUUUGUUGUGAGUUUUGUUUUUAUUUCCUCUUGUUAAUUUCUUUGUUUUGUGUUUUUUUUUUUUUUUUGAUGCAGUACGAAAGUUCUCACAGCAUGAAGCAGUGUUUGAAAGUUGUGACUACGAGGAUUUGAAGAGCACAGUGAAUGAAACAGAAGACUUCAGGCAGAGUGGUGAGUCAUGUUUUCAUUCAUUUAACCUGUUUUAUAUUUUUUUUAUAUUUUUGAAAAAAUAUGAAAUUCCAAAUCAAAACUAUUCACUGCACCAUGUACCUAAUCAUGUCUUUACAACAGUAUUUAUAACAGGAGUAUUUCACUUGAAUUGUGUCUUUUUUUUUAAUAUAAUGAUUUUAGCAUCAAAAUUAUACAACUUUUAAUAUACUGCUUUUUUAAAAAUAAAAUUUAACAUUUUGUACUGUAUGUGUAGGACACUUUGAAUGGCUGUCUAGAGGGUCUUAACUCACCCUGAGGGAAUUUCACAUUUGGCCACCAACUAGAACAGCACAUACUGAUGCAAAAUCUUGAUAUUUGACUUUGAAAUUGUGUAUUCAAAGGCACCAUUUGCCUAGUGACUUGGACUGAGGCUUUCUCUUGUGAUUCCAACUUGCCAAUCCUACCCUGCAUGUCACUCCUACACGGCUGAAAUUCAUACAGCUUAUAUAAACAGGCUCACUGAUUCUGCAAUCAGCACCGUUUCCAUGACAGCUAUUAUUGGCAUACUUGCAGGACAAACUAAUAUAAAAGUUAAGAUUUAAUUUUUAUGUGUGAAGUCAUCACAUUAGCAUGCUUGUUUGUUGUAACAUUUCUGUUACUGUCCUGAAUCAGCUCUCCUUCCUCUUAGAUAUUUGCACUUGUCACACCUAUGAACAUAAAUGAGACAAAUGCCACACUUUAUAGCAAGCAACCACUUAGAAAUGCUCCAACCUGCUUUGUGAGUGUUGCAUGGAUUGCAGGACAGGAUGUUGCACCACUUUAGGAUAGUUGGGGCUUAAGGCUAAAACAUACAGAAUCCAUAUUGAGCGUCAGAGUCACAUGUCACGCAACAAAUAGGUUCCCGUUCUAAUCAAUGCAGCAUCAUACACAGGACGCGUCUAAGCUCCGUCUCAGAAGCGUGUCGAGCGUGGCACUGCUAAAGAUACACGCCAAGUCUAUUUUUGCUUCUCUGCACUUCCAGCCGGCAUCAAUCUACACAGAGAAGAUCAUUCUAGACAGGAUAUCAAGCAUGAAGAUCAUGCAUGUCAUCUGGUAAAUUUCAAAAUAAAACACUAUAUGUUGACUCCCGACUGUUUAUCAGUUCGUCUGGAUGAGAAAUACUUCCUGGUUAUGGAUUUAUCAGUAACAUAGAACAAUCUGAUGGUCAAUCCCUGAUCCAUGUAGACCCCAACAGGACUUUGAACUGCUAACUCUGUCUAAAGGUAACAGCACAGCAUAAAGGCACAUACUUAAUCAAACACGAGUUCACCUGCAAAAAACGAAACUAUAAAAUUACAUUGCUUUUUCACAUACAGUAGAGGCUCAACAGUCACUGAAUUAUAUCCAAAUUAGCAGGAAACAGACCACAGGAAGUUAAAUCAACCUGUUGUGAGCAUGUUAUUUCCUCCAUACCGAGCCCAGCUGACCGGGGCUGCACUGCACUGCUGCUACGCUCCAAACAUGCAUCUUGUUUGCAAUGAAGAGCGCUGCUUGACAGAGCAGAGAUGAAACGCCGACAGAAUGCGCUCAACACGGAAUCUGUAUGUUUUCGGCUUUAGUUGCGCUUUAGGCUGUUAGAAACAUGCUAAUGAAACAUUUUUGCUACAGUGUCAACAGACAGAGGUGAAAAGCGCUGGACUGCUUUUUGUGGGUUGAUUUGGUAUGAUGUGUUUGAUCAGGUUGUUUUAAUGUUGUUAAGAAUGAACCACUGUUUCUGUGGAGUCAAUGAGAAACCAGGAUUAAACACAGUAAUAAGUAAUAGAGUUGGGUAAUCUAUAUUGCUUAUUUUUUAUGCUAAUACAGAGUAAUUUGUCUUUUAAGUUUACAUGACAAAGCAGUCAGAAGUUUGAGUUUAUCUUCUGCAAGAAUAUUUGCAAAAUUCACAUUAUAGUCAUCUUCCCGUGAUGCUGUAAACUUGAUGCUAAAUGUAAAAGCAAGUACUGGUUUGAAAUAAGAUGAGAAUGUUAUGGUUAUACACAGCAUCCAGACCUGAGGCUGAGCUCAUCAUGGAGAGGGAUGCUCAGAGCUCGUCUUCUUUUCAUUACGAUGAUAUUGAUGAAUCAGCGAUGGAGACUCGUCGUCUGACCUCUCCAGCCAUUCCAGCGUGUUCCUCUGGGGACAGCUACGCUCGUGAGGGGGCUUUUGAUCAAAGCACAGGAAAGUUUUGAACCAGAAUUUUCGCACCUUAUUAAACACAAAUACCUGACUAGUUUCCAUAGCAGCAGAAUCAGAAUAAACUUGCAUCUGUUUUUCCUCAUAACAGGAGAACAGACCUACGAGGUGGACAACUGGGGGGAGAAUUAUGACGACAUUGAAGCCACACCUGAGACCAGAGCUGAAGUCCACAACAGUCCCAGAGCUACACCUGAAAAUGUCAGAGCAGCUACUCCAGGACUGCCAGAGAGGGAUGCUGAAGACUACCUAGUGCCGGGUCAGGAUAGGUGAGCCAAAACUGGGUACUGAAUGAAAAAAAUGUCCAACAAAAUCAGUCUCCUCUGUCCUGACAGUAUAUCACUGUAGUUAUUGUUUUGUGCAACAAACUCGAGCUGAAGUGGGUUUCAAAGAGUUUGACUGACACAAAGUUGACAUUGACAUUAUACAUUGAUUUAGAGAUAAUUGUAUUCAUUUCAUUAAAGUUGAAUGCUUCAAUGACAGCUGACUCUUAUCGGUCAACUUGCAGUAAAAAAUAAAACUAUUAAAGGGAUAUUCCAGCGUAAAAUUAAGUUAGGGUCAAACACACUCCAGCAGCCGCUUGUUUGUACAGCGACCUCAGACAAGUCCAUCACGACUGCAGCGGGUGACGCAGCUUGAGGAAGAACAUUUAUGAUCAUUACUUUUUUAUUUCUUUGAAGUAAUAAUCACCAUAUUAAUCAUUUUGCACAGCAGACGCAGUAGUCCUUCUGCCUCAGCGUCUUGGUCUGAUUGCAUUUCCAUGGAGAAAUGAUCAUAAAUGUUCUUCCUUGAGCUGCAUCACACGGCUUCAGCCAUGAUAUCUCUUUAAGUUAAAAUUUUAGCUUUCAUAUCCUUUAAAGCUCCUGUGAGGUACUUUACAUUUGUGUUGCCCCAAGAGGACAAAACUCUCAUGGCUUAUCUUGUCCUGUAUAUGCAAAAUCAGUGCCUUCUGAAACAAAUUCAUUCUGCAGAGUUUUUACAGUCAAUCUUAUCAUAUAUAUUUUAUGUGAAAGACAAAUAUUUCAGAUAUUUCAAUAAACAGAAAAGCACUUAACAGAAUCCGAAGAGAAUUCACCAAAUUCUAGAACAUUUCUUUGCAUGUUGAAAAAACUUUUUGUGUUUCAUGGCCAAUUUUAGCAUUUUGGUAUAUGUCUCAGUCGUUUCUGAAUAUAUUUUGUGGUUUUUAUAAUUUUUUGUUUAAAUCGUUUUUAUUCUUGACAGCUCUUCUUCUACAUUAAUUGAAAUGGUUUUAAUUAUCAUGAAUUUUUUUGUGUGUUUCGUUGAAUAUUUAGUGUGUUCAUUGGGUCAACCUUUAAGGUUACAGCAUAUUGUAGAGGCAAACUUUCAGCAGCAGAACCUAUUUCAUUUAUAUGUAUGGUUUCUGUAGAACUUGGAUAUCAUGUACAGUGCUAUUAAUCAUUUAGCUUCCCCUGAGCAUCACUGCCUGGGAAAUCAAACGGCAAAUAAAGUAUUUCUCUUUUUUAAA